Torulaspora delbrueckii is the source of this 1692-nucleotide messenger RNA. RefSeq lists its product as uncharacterized. Bases 1 to 1692 code for a protein of 563 amino acids. NCBI's taxonomy places the organism in Eukaryota, Fungi, Ascomycota, Saccharomycetes, Saccharomycetales, Saccharomycetaceae. The transcript has a single exon. The record is from RefSeq and is a predicted model, not a curated record.
AUGAGGUUUUAUGCCAAGUUUGUAGUGGCAUUGGCCAGUUUGACUGCUUUGUUGCACUAUUAUUGCUCGACAAGCGAAUGUUCGGUUGAAUUACAGCAGAUUUGUCGGUACACUUCUCCUACAGUUUGGGAUGAACUGUUGGUUGAGCAAAAUGGGUUCUAUAAGAAUCAUGUGCACUCUGUAUUGGAAUUGAUUCACGGCGAAUAUGCUGACCGUGUGGAACCACAUCUUUUGAAGCUUGGAAGUGAUGUUCACGAUAAAGUGUACACGCCUGCGGUUGUUUAUGCUAAGGAAAGCUGUGAUUCCUCUCUCCAAUGGAUGUCCGAACACAUAUUUCAACUACGGCGUAAGGUUGCGUUCUAUUACAACGUUAUGGUAAGACCCACGAUUCAGAAAAUCGUGUUUUAUUGUAAGCUGGGUGAGUUUUGUGCAGCCCUUCACUCUAGAUUGGGUCCAUUUUUGGAGAAAGUCAGAUUUGUUUGGCACUAUUUGAGACCUUACACUGAGAAAGCGAGGUCUUCUGUAGAACAGAGCUAUUCAGAGUUGAGAGAUGUGUACUAUCGCUCUUCACACUGGAUGGCUGGUGGUACCUUCGAGGAAAAGAAGACGACUGAGCAGACUGUGACAAGCAGUGAUAGUGAAACUGAAGUGGAAAGUGAUGACGAGGAUGAAGAGGAAGAGAUUGAGACCAGUACAAUCACUUCUACUGUACUCGUUACUGUAACGAUGGAUGAUAAUUCUGUUGCAUCGCAAACGGAAGAAGCUGCUUUGCAAGUCUCUGAGCAAGAAGCUUUGCAAGAUGAAUUCGAUGCCUGGUCCCAUUUGAUCGAUCAGAAAUCAUCAAACUUGAUCAAGAUGUUUAACAAGGAUGUCGACAAAAUGGCAAAGCGUAAGAUUGCCGAAUCUGAGCCACUUAUCAAGGAAAAAACUAAUCGGACGCACCAGAUCGCUCAACAAUAUUUCAGGAAAUUGAACAAAGCUAUCCAAGAUAUCAAUUGUACUUCUGAAGUCACUGACUCAGGUGAAAUCAUCUAUUUCGAUCAAAGUGGUACUACACAACUUGCCAACUAUAUCACCCGUCCCUUAGUGCGUGCUAUCUUCAACGAAACCCACUCUGAGCUUGAAUCCUUGACCAAGGAGAUCGAACAAGAUUUACAGACUUUAACUGACAACAUACAGUCCCAUGUCACUGACUUGCGUGAGGACUUACUCGAAGUUUACGAAGAAUGGGGGGACGUCAUGAUCAGCGAAUGGUCCAAGAGACUAGCAUAUGUUGACGUAGUUGCAGUACACCUCAAUGUUAACGAAGAAGACCAACUUGACAUCUCAUCCGACAACUGGAGAAGAUUCUUACAUCUCAAGAAACAGGUCAUCAAGGCCCGUGACGACCUCGCAAAUCACCCUGCAAACGUAAAGGCUCUUAAGACGUUCCUCAACAAGGCUCAGUGGAUUAUAGAAACUGUUACAAAAGAAUCAGGCGAGUAUCUCUACAUCCUAAGAGCAAGAGCGAAUCUAGCUUUCCAAGAGCGCGAAAGACAAGAGCGCGAAAGAUCAGCUAAAGAGCUAGCUACAAGCCACCCAAGUAGUUCAGCUAACGGAACAGUACCAGACGACCAACCAAACCACGUGGAAGAUCAGGUCCACAAGCCCAUCGAAGAGUCGGCUCCAGCUCUCGAAGACCCUGAAAUCUAA